GUGCGGGCAAAGCUGCCUAGGUUCGUGAAUCCUUCCAGCGUUAGGUCCUCAGACGAAAGAACGACCCACGGUUAUCACCUUUCUGCGUGCUGCUCAAACAACACAGCCGUCUUUCUCUUCCUCCUCUUGAAAGGGUCAAUUUGUUGCGAGAAAAGCAAAUCCAUGUUGAUUUAUCUGCAUAUGUUUUAGAGAUAACAACAUCGUGAAGAGAAGAUGGGCAAUCUGUUCUGUUGUGUACAAGUUGACCAAUCCACGGUGGCUAUCAGGGAGAGAUUUGGCAAGUUUGACGAAGUGCUUGAGCCAGGAUGCCAUUGCUUGCCUUGGUUCCUUGGAAGUCAGAUUGCUGGCCAUCUCACUCUUCGGUUGCAGCAAUUGGAUGUGCGAUGUGAGACCAAGACAAAGGACAAUGUAUUUGUCAAUGUCGUUGCAUCUAUUCAAUACCGUGCUCUGGCAGACAAGGCAAGUGAUGCCUUUUACAAACUCAGCAACACAAGAAGUCAAAUCCAAGCCUAUGUGUUUGAUGUAAUCAGAGCUAGUGUCCCAAAGCUCAGCUUGGAUGAUACUUUUGAGCAGAAAAAUGAAAUUGCCAAAGCUGUAGAAGAUGAACUUGAAAAGGCUAUGUCUGCUUAUGGGUAUGAAAUCGUACAAACACUCAUUGUUGAUAUAGAACCAGAUGAGCAUGUGAAGCGAGCAAUGAAUGAAAUCAAUGCUGCUGCAAGAAUGAGGGUGGCAGCUAAUGAGAAGGCAGAGGCUGAGAAAAUCUUGCAAAUUAAGCGAGCUGAGGGGGAGGCUGAGUCUAAGUAUUUGUCUGGGCUGGGUAUUGCUCGCCAACGUCAAGCAAUUGUGGAUGGCUUGAGAGACAGUGUGCUAGGCUUCUCUGUUAAUGUGCCGGGGACCACUGCAAAGGAUGUUAUGGACAUGGUACUUGUUACACAGUAUUUUGACACCAUGAAGGAAAUCGGCGCUUCCUCGAAAUCCUCUGCUGUGUUCAUCCCACAUGGACCUGGUGCCGUUCGUGACGUAGCGACUCAAAUUCGUGAAGGACUUCUUCAGGCUUCUGCUACCCAGGAGCGUUAGAUUUUCCAUUUUUACGCCUUUUAAGUGUGUUAAAAUGAACUCGAUGCAUGUUGAUCUUUAUCUGCAAGUUUCUGGCGUGUUGUAAUGUUGAUGUUAAUGUCAAAUUCUUCUGUGAAUUAUGAUUAUCACUAUAGACAGGAGGCUUGAAGAUGUUCCUAUCCUAUAGGCUACACUGGUCUGGAAACUUUUUUAGUGUUCUUCAUGCUGAAA
Molecule: messenger RNA, 1287 nt
Organism: Alnus glutinosa
Lineage: Eukaryota; Viridiplantae; Streptophyta; Magnoliopsida; Fagales; Betulaceae
Product: hypersensitive-induced response protein-like protein 1
Exons: 6
Coding region: 214-1077 (287 amino acids)
Source: RefSeq, a predicted model, not a curated record